UCAAACGCUGAGAAGUGAAAUCCCUAAUUCUCCAAUUCCGAGCACCUUUUUUCAAUUUUCCAGCGCGAGCUUUCGACAAUGUCAGGACGCGGCAAGGGAGGCAAGGGUCUCGGCAAGGGAGGUGCGAAGCGUCACCGUAAGGUCCUCCGCGACAACAUCCAGGGGAUUACCAAGCCCGCGAUCAGACGUCUGGCGAGACGUGGUGGAGUCAAGCGAAUUAGCGGUCUGAUCUACGAGGAGACCAGAGGCGUCCUGAAGAUUUUCUUGGAGAACGUGAUCCGCGAUGCAGUAACUUAUACCGAGCACGCUAGGAGGAAGACCGUGACCGCGAUGGACGUUGUCUAUGCAUUAAAGAGGCAGGGCAGGACUCUGUACGGGUUUGGUGGUUGAGUUCUUUUGAGCUUAAUUGCUUCCCCUUUCUGGUUCUCUUUUGUUAGGUUUUCUUUUCUCUUUUUUUACCUUGAUGUUGUGAUUAGUUUAGAUCCAUGAUCGAUCUCGAAAGCAAGUUUGUUGUUUUUGGGUUUUCGUGGUAAAGCAUAUAGCUUGUAGGCUAUUUUAUUGUAUACAGAUCUGAAUCAACUGAUCAUGUGGCUUCUAUCAUGGAAUUGUGGAACUGAUUAAACAAAGUGGUCUUCGCUUUCUACUUGGAAUUAUGUACAGUUCACACAAUUUUAGACUCCAAUGGAUGCUUCAAAAGCUGAAUGGAUGUUAAGGAUUGUGUUGA
Messenger RNA from Carica papaya (papaya), 724 nucleotides. Its product is annotated as histone H4. Gene Ontology annotation, molecular function: protein heterodimerization activity; DNA binding; structural constituent of chromatin. The record is from RefSeq and is a predicted model, not a curated record. NCBI's taxonomy places the organism in Eukaryota, Viridiplantae, Streptophyta, Magnoliopsida, Brassicales, Caricaceae. Gene Ontology annotation, cellular component: nucleosome.